UUCAUAGUUUUUCGGUUUUUGUUUUGAUUUUGAUUUGUUGUGGGUUUCUGUUUUACUUCUAUUGUUUUGUGGGUUAUCUUCAUGAGUAUUGGGUUUGUAUGUUGUAGGCGCUGUCUUCGGUGGAUGGACGGUGAUGUGGGCGGUCGGCGGUCCGGGCUGCUCUUCAACAUGGUGGGCAACGUCCUUGGACUCCUGGCGUCCGGCGCGCGGUGGUACGAGCUGUCCCUCUAUGCCAUGGAUGUCGUCCUCGUCCUGGCGGGUGAUGUCGGCUGGUCCCUCUCGGCGUUCUGCGGGGUGCGGCGCGACUUCAAUCCUGACAUUCUCGGUGGGUUGGUUUUCUAUACAUGUGUUAUGUUCGCUUGUUUGUUUGACUUUGACGCUGAUUUUUCCCAUAUGCAUAUCUUCAGAUAUCCUAUCCAAUCGGUUAUUUGUUUCUAAAAUUGAUUUAUCCAGACACUCAGCUAAUUUUUUGAUGGUAUUAUCGGUAUCAUGGAAUGCUCUGUCCAUUCGCUGGCUCAACUUCUCCAAACCCUGUUCAUUUGUCUUCUUUGCUUCUUGAACUUCCUUCUUUAAUUCCUCCUUUGCUCGCUUACUGUCUUCUUUCAAAUCAUUUAUUGCUUCACUUGUUUUCUUUGAUGCUUCUUUUAUUUGUUUGUUGUCUUCCUUUGUUUGUUUAUUGUCUUCUUUCAAAUCAUUUAUUGCUUCACUUGUUUUCUUUGAUGCUUCUUUUAUUUGUUUGUUGUCUUCUUUUAAUUCUUCCUUUGUUUGUUUGUUGUCUUCUUUUAAGUUGUUUAUUGCUUCCAGGAUGGUGUUCCAAUCUAUUGUGGGAGCGGGUGUAUGGCGAACGGUUACCUUCUGGUUUUUUAUCCGAGCAACGGUACGAGAAAUAGGAGUUCCUGUCUCGGGGGCGUCGUCGUCCGUAUGCUCUCCCGAUGUUUCGUCCUCCGGCUCUUGGGCUGCCGACGGAUCUUCCACUAGGAUGCAGCUCUCCUCCACCUGUGUCGAAGAUAAAUCAUCCAGUACAUUGGGAUGGAAAUCGGCGGAUGCGGUGGCAGAUGCGGAUGGCGGCGAACAGUCGGGUGAGAUGUCCUCGGUGUCCGACAGACUUGGAUUGACCUGGUCGUUUCCUGCCAUGGUUUGUGGAAAAAUAGCGCAACGAAAGUGUGCAGUGAACAAAAAACGUGAAAGUGUUGUGAUAUACAAAAUAAUUGGUAAGGAAUCCAAUAGGAAUUGUUAUAGCUUCGUAGUGAGUGAAAUACAGAAAAAGUGGUUUAGCAAUGUGUUCAGUGAUAAAAUGAGUCAAGUUAGCAAUAUCGUUAACAUAAAAAUGACACGAACAUACAGGAUACA
Molecule: messenger RNA, 1350 nt
Organism: Nilaparvata lugens (brown planthopper)
Lineage: Eukaryota; Metazoa; Arthropoda; Insecta; Hemiptera; Delphacidae
Exons: 2
Coding region: 82-438 (118 amino acids)
Source: RefSeq, a predicted model, not a curated record